UUCAUUUAUUGCGGACAUUGAAGAGGGAGGCGCCUUGAAGUUUUAAAUUUUUGCAAUUUAAUGAAGUGAAUAAGUUAAUUGGAGUUAUGUUAUGGUGGUUUGAUGCUUAAAGGGAGUGGCUUAGUUAGUUCACUUAGAGCUAUCUCUAGAUUGGGAAAAUUUGGCUUCAACACCUUGAUCCUCUCAGGUAGUUAGAGAGGUGGGUGCAAUUGCUUAUUGCUUAUUUGGUUAUUGAAAGUCUUCUUCAGGAGAAAAAAAUUGUUUUGGGUUUUCAUUUCAAAUCAAAAGGGGCCCAGCUUUGGUGUUGAAAUACUUAGGGAUCUUCUUUUCUGUUGGGUGGCUCUUGGAAUCGAAGUCAUCUGGCAUCACAAUGAUGACACCAGAAUCAUCAAAGGAGUUGGAAAAGCAUGCAAUCUCAAGUCAUCAUGUGAGGGGGAAUAGUGAAUAUGUUAGACUUGCCAUUUCUGAUGAACCGAGGGCUGUCGAAAAUGAAAUACUACAGCCUGUAGCAGUAUCGAGAUUUAAAUCUUUCAGGUGGUGGGUGAAAGCCUUUUUCUGGUGCUUUGUCAUUGUUGUACUUACUCUUGUUAUAGUGAAAUGGGGAGUGCCAUUUACUUUCGAAAAGAUAAUUUACCCAAUCAUGGAGUGGGAAGCGACCGCUUUUGGCCGUCCAGUUCUUGCCCUUGUACUUGUUGCUUCUCUGGCUUUAUUCCCAGUAUUUUUUAUCCCUUCUGGCCCUUCCAUGUGGUUGGCUGGGAUGAUUUUUGGUUAUGGCCUUGGCUUUGUUAUAAUAAUGGUUGGCACAACCAUAGGGAUGGUCCUCCCUUACUUAAUUGGACUAGUUUUCCGUGACCGUAUUCAUCAAUGGUUAAAGAAAUGGCCCAAGAAUGCCGCAAUGAUUAGACUUGCUGGGGAAGGGAGUUGGUUCCAUCAAUUUCAAGUAGUUGCUUUGUUCAGAGUUUCACCUUUUCCGUACACCAUUUUCAAUUAUGCUGUAGUUGUGACCAAUAUGAGGUUUUGGCCGUACUUAUGUGGAUCAAUAACAGGAAUGGUGCCAGAAGCUUUCAUUUACAUCUACAGUGGUCGAUUACUGAAGACCUUGGCAGACGCACAGUACGGGAAGCACCAAUUGACAACUGUAGAAAUUGUGUACAACAUAAUUUCUUUCAUAGUUGCUGUUGUUACCACCAUUGCUUUCACUGUUUAUGCAAAAAAGGCCCUUAAUGAACUCAAAAUUGCAGAGGCCAAUGAGGAAGCUGCCUCUGUAUCAGGGAGUACUACUCUUGAGAUUGAGAAGGGUUCCCAUUGAAAUAAAAUUGCCCACGAUGUUAGUGUAUAUUUAUGUAUCUAAAUUUGGUUUAGGACUACAUGUACCACAAUGCUUUUUACCCUCCCUCUUAGGCCUUGUAUUGAUUAUUCAAAUGAGCAUGUAGGAUAGAAAAGUCUGCAAAUGCACCAAUCGGGUAGAAAUAAUAAAUUGGAAAGAAAGCCCUACUAACAUUUUUUUAUUACAUAAAAUGUGCAAUUAACGACAUGAUUUAGUGUAAAUUAAACCAAAGAGUGUAUCUUUAACUUAGAAAUAAUAUCCUUCUCAGCAGGGAUGUGAAGUAUUAUGGUUUUGUCUUCAUACUUUUGUUAUAAAAAGUAUCCUUUAGACUGGCUUGAGUUA
This is a messenger RNA of Vigna angularis (adzuki bean), 1669 nucleotides long. RefSeq lists its product as uncharacterized. NCBI's taxonomy places the organism in Eukaryota, Viridiplantae, Streptophyta, Magnoliopsida, Fabales, Fabaceae. The coding region runs from base 371 to 1309 and encodes 312 amino acids. The record is from RefSeq and is a predicted model, not a curated record. The transcript is spliced from 5 exons.